Frankliniella occidentalis (western flower thrips) is the source of this 1257-nucleotide messenger RNA. It is a transcript of the gene Nubpl, whose product is annotated as iron-sulfur protein NUBPL. Gene Ontology annotation, molecular function: ATP-dependent FeS chaperone activity; 4 iron, 4 sulfur cluster binding; ATP binding. NCBI's taxonomy places the organism in Eukaryota, Metazoa, Arthropoda, Insecta, Thysanoptera, Thripidae. The record is from RefSeq and is a predicted model, not a curated record. Gene Ontology annotation, cellular component: mitochondrion. The transcript is spliced from 8 exons. Gene Ontology annotation, biological process: mitochondrial respiratory chain complex I assembly; iron-sulfur cluster assembly. Bases 145 to 1098 code for a protein of 317 amino acids.
AAAACUUUUGUUUGACAACACUUGCAGCUAGCAGUAGAUAGAAAGUUCAAAUUUGAAUUUUCCGCACCUAAUUUUACCUCUUCUUAAAAGAAAUCUGAAAUUUAGACUGAUUUAGACUUGUGAAUAAAUUUUCUAGCAUUCACAAUGCCUGCCUCUUCAAAUUUUACAUUGCUAACUAGGCUGAGGUUAUUCCAUACCAUGAGUGCGAUGAGAGGAGAACUUAACCAUCGUCAUCAUUCAUCUUCUUCCAUUAGAAAUCAAACAGACCGCAAUGACCUGAAGUCACGUCAAGCUGAAGUUAUGGCAAGAGGAUUACCAAAGAGAAAACCAAUAGUUGGAGUGAAUCAUAUUCUUCUUGUCGCAUCCGGGAAAGGGGGAGUAGGCAAGUCAACCAGUGCAGUAAACAUAGCCACAGCACUGAAAGCAGAGAAUCCAAACAAACAAGUAGGUUUAUUAGAUGCUGAUGUAUUCGGACCAUCUGUUCCUCUCAUGAUGAAUCUGGACGACUCUCCAUUAUUGGAUAAUGACAAUUUAAUGAUCCCACUCCAAAAUUAUGGUGUAAAAUGUAUGUCUAUGGGAUUCCUUGUAAACAAAGAUGCUCCAGUUAUAUGGCGAGGAUUAAUGGUUAUGCAAGCUCUUGAACGACUCUUGCGCCAGGUAGCAUGGGAUCCUGUUGAUUAUCUUGUAGUGGAUACUCCACCAGGCACAGGGGACACUCAUUUGUCUCUGGUUCAAAAUAUUCCAGUAUCAGGUGUGCUUUUAGUCACUACACCCCAAACAGCAGCAUUACAAGUGACUCAGAGAGGAGCAAAUAUGUUUAGAAAGCUUGAGAUACCUAUAAUAGGUGUGCUCCAAAAUAUGAGUGCAGUUGAGUGUCCAAAGUGCUUGAACAAAGUAUCCUUACAUAGCAAUUCAUCUGAAACCCUCAUAAGAGAUCUAGGUGUGUCAAUACUCGGGGAUAUUCCAAUAGACAGUACCAUCAGCCAGGGAUCUGACACUGGUGUACCUGUUGUGAUAUCACAUCCAAACGGAGCAGUGGCUACAGCCUAUCUUGAAGUGGCUCGGGAAAUAAUGAAACAGCUCGACAAAAAGUCAUAGGACAUUAAAUAUAACAAACCAUUUGUGUACAAUGUCUUGAUCAUGUUUUUACUCGUUAUCUGUAUCUGAAUUCAAUUUGAUUGAUUGAUAGAAAACAGAAAAUAAACUGAAAUAAAGCAACAAGUUACUUUCACAGUGACAAGUUGUUUUUAUUACUAA